CCAGGGUGGGGGGCAGCGGCGGGGAGCUGCCCGGCGCCGCUGCGGGGCGGCCAUGGGCAGGAAGGAGCGCGAUAAGAAGAAGUCCAAGAAGCGCCAUUAUGAUGACGACGAAGACGAUGAAGACGAAGCUCCAGGCAGGGAGUCGCAGGAGGCUGUGCCUUCCGCCGCGGGGAAGCAGGUGGAGGACAACAGCACCAAAGUGGACGAGUACGGGGCGAAGGACUACAGGCAUCAGAUGCCUCUGAAGGCCGACCACUCCUCGCGUCCUCUCUGGGUGGCUCCUGAUGGGCACAUUUUUUUAGAAGCCUUUUCUCCAGUUUACAAAUAUGCACAGGACUUUCUGGUUGCCAUUGCUGAGCCUGUGUGCCGACCAACCCACAUUCAUGAGUACAAGCUGACUGCUUACUCACUGUAUGCUGCUGUUAGUGUUGGCUUACAAACAAGUGACAUCACAGAGUAUUUACAAAAGCUGAGCAAGACUGGUGUCCCAGAUGGAAUAAUUCAGUUUAUCAAGCUGUGUACUGUCAGCUAUGGGAAGGUGAAGCUGGUACUUAAACAUAACAGGUAUUUUGUGGAAAGUACCCACCCUGACGUCAUUCAGCAGCUUCUGCAGGACCAUGUAAUAAAAGACUGUCGCCUGAGAAACGCUGAGGGUGAAGAAACCGAGCUCAUCACAGAGACGUUCACAAGUAAACCAGCGAUUUCCAAAUCCAGUGAAGGUAGCUUUGGUCCAUCAACAUCACAGGGAACAGAUGCUCAGAAUAAGCCGGAUGUCCCAGCUGACUUAUUUGAGUUUUAUGAGCAGAUGGACAAAGAUGAGGAGGAGGAGGAAGAAACACAGACUGUCUCAUUUGAAGUCAAGCAGGAGAUGAUUGAAGAACUUCAGAAGCGUUGUAUCCAUUUGGAGUACCCCUUGCUAGCAGAAUAUGAUUUCAGAAAUGAUUCUGUGAAUCCUGAUAUUAAUAUAGAUCUGAAACCUACAGCUGUCCUCAGGCCCUAUCAAGAAAAAAGCUUGAGGAAGAUGUUUGGAAAUGGGCGAGCCAGAUCUGGUGUUAUUGUCUUGCCAUGUGGUGCUGGAAAGUCUCUAGUUGGAGUGACAGCUGCAUGUACUGUCCGCAAGCGGUGUCUGGUCCUUGGUAAUUCUGCAGUCUCUGUAGAGCAAUGGAAAGCUCAAUUCAAAAUGUGGUCCACCAUUGACGACAGUCAGAUAUGUCGGUUCACUUCUGAUGCUAAAGACAAGCCCAUUGGCUGUUCUGUUGCUAUCAGCACUUAUUCCAUGUUGGGACACACAACAAAAAGGUCCUGGGAAGCUGAGAGAGUAAUGGAGUGGCUUAAAAGUCAAGAGUGGGGCCUUAUGAUACUUGAUGAAGUACAUACUAUCCCUGCAAAAAUGUUCAGACGUGUGCUCACUAUUGUGCAAGCUCAUUGUAAACUGGGGCUGACUGCUACCUUGGUCAGAGAAGAUGAUAAAAUUGUUGACCUGAACUUCCUGAUUGGACCAAAACUCUAUGAAGCCAACUGGAUGGAGCUGCAGAACAGUGGCUACAUUGCUAAAGUCCAGUGUGCUGAGGUUUGGUGCCCGAUGUCACCCGAGUUCUACAGAGAAUACGUAGCUAUCAAAACCAAGAAGCGGAUACUGCUGUACACCAUGAACCCAAACAAGUUCAGAGCCUGCCAGUUCCUCAUCAGGUUCCACGAGCGGCGGAAUGACAAAAUCAUCGUGUUCGCAGACAACGUCUUUGCACUGAAGGAGUAUGCCAUCCGGCUCGGCAAACCCUAUAUAUAUGGCCCCACUGCACAAGGAGAAAGAAUGCAAAUUCUACAAAACUUCAAGCACAAUCCAAAAAUCAACACUAUUUUCAUUUCCAAGGUAGGUGACACAUCCUUCGAUCUGCCAGAAGCCAAUGUUCUGAUUCAGAUUUCCUCCCAUGGCGGGUCUCGAAGACAGGAGGCUCAGAGACUGGGGCGAGUGCUGAGAGCCAAAAAAGGCAUGGUUGCAGAAGAGUACAAUGCCUUUUUUUAUUCUCUGGUAUCCCAAGACACUCAAGAAAUGGCAUAUUCAACCAAGCGACAACGGUUUCUUGUAGAUCAAGGUUAUAGCUUCAAGGUAAUAACAAAGCUUGCAGGCAUGGAAGAAGAAGAACUUGCGUUUUCAUCCAAAGAAGAACAGCAGCAGCUUCUCCAGAAGGUUUUGCAAGCAUCUGACCUGGAUGCUGAAGAGGAAGUAGUUGCUGGAGAAUUUGGGUCUAAGUCAGCUCAGGUGUCGCGCCGUGUGGGCACGAUGAGCUCCAUGUCGGGAGCGGAUGACACAGUGUACAUGGAGUACCACUCUGCUCGCAGCAGGGCUGCUGCCAGCAAGCACAUCCACCCGCUCUUCAAACGCUUCCGCAAGUGACCUCCUGCGGCCGGGCGCUUGCUGCUGCGCUGCGUCGCCGGUUCCUGUCUGUAGCUGAAAGCGUGGAGUUGGAAUUUCUGACAGGUCCUUCCAAAGACUCUUCUGUUACAUGCGUCUGUAUAGCCUCAUCUUUCCUCAGCAGUGAGUGUGCUUUCAUGGGGGGUGUGAAAGGAAGAGAGGAACCGCCUUCUACCGCAGGAAAUACACUAUCCAGCGACUGGGUCCUGGCUAUAACUGUCUGGUUUUCAGGGUAAUUGAUAGAAUUUAUUUUUGUCAGCUGAAGACCCUUUUUCAGAAGAAUUCUGGAGAGGUUUUGUACAUGAAGUUUGUACUGAUGUUGGCAACAUUAUUUAUCUGAUUGUUGUGUCUGUUUUUUAAAAUGCUGAAAUAAAAGCUAUUCAUUCAGCUGAACAGAUCCUGACAGUAGCACUUUAUAUAACCUGGAAGCUGAUUAGGACUUAACCUUUCUUAAAAUUCUAACAAAUUGUGUGAAAUUAUUUUGCAGUUCAAAGGCAAAGAGGACUCUUGUCUCCAGAGUAAACUCAAGCAAAGCACUAGUAAAUACAGAUGAAUUCUGUGCUCCGUUUUCCUCGUUUGUGUGGCUACUGUUGAGAAGGUGCUGAAAUAAAGGCCCUUUCCCUUGUCA
Messenger RNA from Pogoniulus pusillus (Red-fronted tinkerbird), 3041 nucleotides. It is a transcript of the gene ERCC3, whose product is annotated as ERCC excision repair 3, TFIIH core complex helicase subunit. The record is from RefSeq and is a predicted model, not a curated record. Gene Ontology annotation, biological process: nucleotide-excision repair; transcription initiation at RNA polymerase II promoter. The transcript has 15 exons. NCBI's taxonomy places the organism in Eukaryota, Metazoa, Chordata, Aves, Piciformes, Lybiidae. Gene Ontology annotation, cellular component: transcription factor TFIIH holo complex; nucleotide-excision repair factor 3 complex; transcription preinitiation complex. Gene Ontology annotation, molecular function: 3'-5' DNA helicase activity; ATP binding; DNA binding. Bases 53 to 2395 code for a protein of 780 amino acids.